This is a messenger RNA of Xenopus laevis (African clawed frog), 1455 nucleotides long. RefSeq names its product UBA domain containing 1 S homeolog (gene ubac1.S). Gene Ontology annotation, biological process: protein ubiquitination. The record is from RefSeq and is marked provisional. Gene Ontology annotation, cellular component: ubiquitin ligase complex; cytoplasm. Lineage: Eukaryota; Metazoa; Chordata; Amphibia; Anura; Pipidae.
GGGGAGGGGGACAUGUUCGUGCAGGAGGAGAAGAUCUUCGCCGGGAAGCUCCUCAGGCUCCACAUCUGUUCCGUGGAUGGGGGCGAGUGGCUGGAGGAGGUCACGGAGGAGAUGUCGGUGGAGAAGCUGAAGGAGAAGUGUCUCAAGCACUGUUUCCACGGCAGCUUGGAAGAUCCAAAAAGCUUAACCCAUCACAGGCUGGUCCAUGCCUCUUCUGAGCGGGUGCUCUCUGAAAGCAAGACGGCGGCUGAAGAGAACCUUCAAGACAAUGAUGUCCUGCUGUUGGUCAAGAAGAGACCACCGCCUCCACCACCAAAGAUGGCUGAAGUCUCUGCUGAGGAGAAGAGGAAGCAAGAUCAGAAAGCUCCAGAUAAAGACGCCAUUCUCAAGGCAACAGCCGACCUUCCGGCUCGCAACACCGACCGCACUGUGGCUCACCACAACAUGAGAGAUUUUCAGACUGAGCUCAGGAAGAUAUUGGUGUCCCUCAUUGAAGUCGCUCAGAAACUGCUGGCACUGAACCCAGAUGCAGUUGAGCUGUUCAAGAAAGCCAACGCCAUGCUGGACGAAGACGACGAGGAUCGGGUGGAUGAAGUCGCACUGCGGCAGCUUACGGAAAUGGGGUUCCCAGAAAGCAGAGCUGUGAAAGCCCUCCGCUUAAAUCACAUGUCAGUAACGCAAGCCAUGGAGUGGUUAAUUGAGCAUGCCGAUGAUCCCACGGCCGACGCACCUCUCCCAUGCGAGAAUUCCUCGGAGGCUGCAGGGGAAACAGAAGUGAAGCCAGUGCUUGGAGCCAGCGCAGACGACCCCAAGGAUGAACUCACAGAAAUAUUUAAGAAAAUCCGCAGGAAAAGAGAGUUCCGUCCAGACCCUCGUGCUGUUGUUGCAUUAAUGGAGAUGGGCUUUGAUGAAAACGAAGUUAUUGAUGCCCUGCGAGUGAACAACAAUCUGCAAGACGCCGCCUGUGAGUGGCUGUUGGGUGACCGGAAGCCAUCGCCGGAGGACUUGGACAAGGGGAUUGAAACGACUAGCCCGUUAUUUCAAGCCAUUCUCGAUAACCCUGUAGUACAGCUAGGCCUAACUAAUCCUAAAACACUGUUAGCUUUUGAAGAUAUGCUCGAAAACCCAUUAAACAGCACUCAGUGGAUGAACGACCCAGAAACGGGCCCUGUGAUGCUUCAGAUCUCUAGGAUUUUCCAAACCUUAAACCGCACAUAGGACACUUCUCGGUUUUUGUUUUUCUACCACCCCCCACCCCCGACAAAAUUAACAGCUUUAUUGCCUCUUGGACUUUUUGGGGGAACUCACUGAUGGGAGGGGAGGAUACCAAAAUCUUGCUGAGGGCCCUAACCAAUAGUCACCUUUAGAGAUGGAGAGGGAAUACAUAUCACAGGACGGAGUGACUUAAAACAGCAUUACUGUUUAAAGGGAAAGUAAACCCUGUUUUCAAUACUA